UUCAUUAGAGGGCUAGCUUGCUAAAUUCAUCUGAUUUUUUCCAGCACCCAUCGGCGCCUUGCUGAAGCCGGGCAAAUGGCGGACCUCAACCAUCUCAAACGCCGGACAAGGGCGGAUUACCCCUACAUUCUCGAGUACCGGACCCGAUGGACCGACAACGACAUGUACGACCAUAUGAACAACUCCAUUUACAAUUUCCUCUACGACUCCGUCAUCAACACGUAUCUAAUCGAGCACUGCGGUCUCCAUCCCCCAACUUCACCACAGUACGGCAUGGUUGUUCACUCCCACAACGACUAUUUUGCCUCCAUCUCGUUCCCCGCCUGUGCAGAGCUUGCUCUUCGCGUCAAUCGCAUUGGCAAUUCGAGCGUCACCUACGAGAUAGCUCUCUUCGAGAAAGGCCAGGAUGCCGUCAGAUCCGUGGGCGAGUUCGUCCAGGUCUUUGUGGACCGCGACACUGCGAGGCCAAGUGCUAAGGGCAUGAAUCACGAGCUGCGCCGAGGGCUGGAACGCAUACUUGUUGCUCAGAACCGUCAAAGUAAGAUUUAAACAGUGCUACUGAGAACUCCUGCUUGGUUACUCGCCGUGGGUUCCAAAGGUGGCCCGGUGAGCCAGUAAAGCAACGGACUCAUUGAGUGAGGGCGGCCACAGUUGAUUGGGAGUGCAAGGAAUCAAGAAUACUACUCCCAAACCCUCCAUUUUCAUGAGACCACUCAUACAACCCUCCAACAACCGGAUGUGCAAACAAACACCUUGGUGCGCUCUCCGCUAUCAUGGGGAUAGUGUUAAAAUGGAAUCACUAGGAUAGUCAGGACUUUAGACGAAAAAAUCACAUACAACACCAGGAAUUCGCUGGUCGUCACCGACCCAACUACUAAUCUGGCCCUUGGUAGCUUAUCAAGGGGAGAUCGAACGGGAUCCCGAGUUUUCUACCAGGUAUGAUCGU
Molecule: messenger RNA, 946 nt
Organism: Parathielavia appendiculata
Lineage: Eukaryota; Fungi; Ascomycota; Sordariomycetes; Sordariales; Chaetomiaceae
Product: Thioesterase/thiol ester dehydrase-isomerase
Exons: 2
Coding region: 76-549 (157 amino acids)
Cellular component (GO): mitochondrion
Molecular function (GO): fatty acyl-CoA hydrolase activity
Source: RefSeq, a predicted model, not a curated record